AUGCUCAGGACUGUUACACGACUGCCACUGCGCAGAUACAUCCAUACGAAUGCCGGCUCGAGCGCGCGUGUAUUCAAAAGUUAUCCAACCAGGUCUGGACUUGCACUGGGAGCUACCGUCACGCUUGCUGCAUACAUGGCUUGGUCGCUGAGCUCGGACAGUCAGCGAAUAUCACUCGAUGCUCAACCUGUGUCCGCACAUAAGAAGCUUCCGGUCUCCACAGCUCCCUCACCUCCCGCUGCAGACUCUCCAGCUCCAAUACAACAAACAGAAGAGGCAUCCCCUGAGACGUCAGUACCCGUGAUAGAGGAGGAUGCGGAUAAAACACCACCUGCCGCACCAGCAGAAGCACCAAGGGAAGAACAGUCGUCUGGAGGUGCCUAUAACCCGGUGACAGGUGAAAUCAAUUGGGACUGCCCGUGCCUCGGUGGAAUGGCCCAUGGUCCAUGUGGUCCACAGUUCAGAGAGGCCUUUUCAU
Messenger RNA from Suillus subaureus, 478 nucleotides. RefSeq lists its product as uncharacterized. Gene Ontology annotation, molecular function: protein-disulfide reductase activity. The annotation marks the transcript as partial. Gene Ontology annotation, cellular component: mitochondrial intermembrane space. The record is from RefSeq and is a predicted model, not a curated record. Lineage: Eukaryota; Fungi; Basidiomycota; Agaricomycetes; Boletales; Suillaceae. Gene Ontology annotation, biological process: protein import into mitochondrial intermembrane space. The transcript has 2 exons.